Molecule: messenger RNA, 1920 nt
Organism: Didymodactylos carnosus
Lineage: Eukaryota; Metazoa; Rotifera; Eurotatoria; Philodinida; Philodinidae
Source: the annotation of a GenBank genome assembly
AUGCCUUGUACAAUGCCGUCUGAUUUAGGACUUAUUCAAACACAACAUGAUUCGUUUCAACGACAUGAAGAAUUAAUAAAACUUAUUCAGGAUGCAGAUGUUUUUUAUGUACCUGUCCGAGGAGAAUUUGGUGAAGGACCAAUUAACAAUAUAAACGAAAUAAAACGACGAUUUGAUGAAGAUCUUAUCAAUAAAAAAAUGACUGUUGUUUCCAUAUUUGGUAAAAAUAUUGUUGAUGGAAUUUGUAUUCAAUUUAUCGGCUAUUUUGAUAGUCAAAUAACAGAAAAUGUGAAUCAAACUGGUUACGAAAAAGAUCUAAAUAUGAUGAAUGUACAACGAAUAUGCGGGAUUGGUCGUGUGGAAUUAGAUGAACAAAUGUAUCUGAAACUAUCUUCUACACAGACUUUACCAACAUCAACCGAUGCAAUCGAUUCAGAGGAUAUGCACAGUGAAGAAAUAUCGGCUAAAUUGAUUGAUGUAACUACUGAUUCAAAAGAUUAUAAAAACAAAUCAUCUCAUGUUAAAAAUAACUUAUUGGGCGAUGAUUUUCCAAGUCGAUCAAUGGCAUCAACGAGAAAGAAAACACGUUCACGUACAAUAAGUGAAAGUGUUUUAACGUCGGGUACAUCACCAACAACCACUAGUUUUGAUCAUUCACGUUUACAUUCGUCAAAUACGGGAGGACAUCCUCCAUAUCCUUCACCGUCGACAACGACUAUUCGUUCUUCACGUGUUAUUCGAAAUUUAAAAACUCAAACGCAUCGUACACCAUCGCCAGUUCCCUUUGGAUAUUCUCCAUCAUCUUCGUCGGCUAUGCAUUUUAAUGUAUUAAAUUCUCCACAACAGUCAGUAUUAAUGCCACCAGUAUCUCAGACUCAAACGACCAUUUCAUCGUCGUCGCCUUCUAACACUUUCAACGAUUAUAAUAUAGCAUCAACAUCCUCCUCAUCAAACCGAUAUAUCGGUGAUUCAGCUUCUAUUUCUUCAAUGAGUCCAUCUUUGUCAACCACAUCAGUGUCGCCCAUCGAGUCUCAACGUCGUGUUCAUUCACCUCCUUCUUCCGCUCAUUUGCAUAAUCAUUCGAUAAUAAAUCAUACAACAGCACCAAUUCAGAUUACUACUACAUCAUCUCCCAUGACACUAACAAAUCACAUGGGCUCAUAUACCACGUCAUAUAUAGUAUCACCGAUCCAAUCUCCAGUCGGUUCUCACUCGCUACCAGCAUUUUAUAACUUUGGUGUACUUCCUCACGCGAAUACCAAUAUUGCUUAUAUAACACCAGCAAGAUUUGAUUUCGCACUAGGUGCAGCAACCGCCGCAAAUCCUGGCGGAAUGCUAUUUAUUGCAGCUCCCAACGUUCAACUCGCUAACUUAACACCUACAACAGCGUUUUCGGAACAGCAAUUUCAAACACAUGUAAUUAUACAACAGCAACAACAGCAACAAGCAAAAAUUCAGUUUGCUUCAUUACAAAGUUCAUAUGCAUCAUCUUUCAUGCCGGCGAACGUUUAUUCUUACAAUAGUGUACAAGUCGCUGAACAAACAUCUCCAACUAUCCUGCAAACACGUAAUAUCUUAAGUCGCAUGGACGAGAGUCAGGGUUCGAUAUCAACGACAACAUUACAGUUAAAUAAAGAAGAACUGAAAUUAGAAGAGACAACGAUGGAUACUACAAGUUUUGGAAAAAUUCGAAAUAAAUCGUUUGUAUCAUCUUCUGUAGUUGACAAACAGUAUCAUUCUCUUUCGAAACCCAUCAGUGUUGAUGAACAACCAUCUGUCGUUACAACGUUACCAUUUAAAAAACGUCGAGUUUUGAAUUGUGUCGAUGAACAAGAAGACGAUGAAUAUGAAGAUACUGAAGGUGAUGAAACGGAGGGGAAAAGUAAUCAAAAUAAAAAAUAUUUACCGUUAUUUGCUUAG